AUGGCGGUCCGCGCGCAGUUUGAGAAUUCCAACGAGGUCGGCGUCUUCUCGACGCUCACCAACUCGUACGCGCUCGUCGCAGUGGGCGCGUCGGAAAACUUCUACAGCGUCUUCGAAGCCGAGCUGCAAGACGUAAUCCCCAUCUGCCACGCGACAAUCGCGGGCACGCGCAUAGUCGGGCGCCUCACGGCGGGCAACCGCAAGGGCCUGCUCGUCCCCACGUCGACGACGGACCAGGAGCUGCAGCACCUGCGCAACAGCAUCCCGGACGAGGUCAAGAUCCAGCGCAUCGAGGAGCGCCUGUCGGCCCUCGGCAACGUCAUCUGCUGCAACGACCACGUCGCCAUCGUCCACCCGGACAUUGAGCGCGAGACCGAGGAGAUCAUCGCCGACGUCCUCGGCGUCGAGGUCUUCCGCCAGACCGUCGCUGACAACGUCCUCGUCGGCUCGUACAUGAGCCUCAGCAAUCAGGGCGGCAUCGUCCACCCCAAGACCAGCAUUCAGGACCAGGACGAGCUGUCCAGCUUGCUGCAGGUCCCGCUGGUGGCCGGCUCCAUCAACAGAGGCUCGCCCGUCGUCGGUGCCGGCAUGGUCGUCAACGACUGGAUGGCCGUGACUGGUCUCGACACCACAGCGACGGAGCUCUCGGUCAUCGAGUCGGUCUUCAGGCUGGGCGAGGGCAUGGGUCCCUCCGCCAUCAACACGACGAACAAGGAGACGAUGGUCGAGUCGUUCUACUAA
This is a messenger RNA of Aplosporella prunicola CBS 121167, 741 nucleotides long. RefSeq lists its product as uncharacterized. Gene Ontology annotation, molecular function: ribosomal large subunit binding. The transcript has 4 exons. The coding region runs from base 1 to 741 and encodes 246 amino acids. Gene Ontology annotation, biological process: maturation of 5.8S rRNA; ribosomal subunit export from nucleus; cytosolic ribosome assembly. Lineage: Eukaryota; Fungi; Ascomycota; Dothideomycetes; Botryosphaeriales; Aplosporellaceae. Gene Ontology annotation, cellular component: preribosome, large subunit precursor; cytosol; nucleolus. The record is from RefSeq and is a predicted model, not a curated record.